UUAUAAAAACAAGUUUCUUCAAAUUUCGUUUUCCGGUGACAAAACAGAACAGGUGAAGCAACAAAUGGAAGCAAAGAAGGGUCAGAUGCCGCUAAGAGAAUUGAACAGAGCAAAAGGAGAUGCAAAUCCACAGCCAUAGAAACAGCAGCGCCGAUGAUGCAAGGAAUCCACCAUCAACAACAGCAACUCGCUGCACUCCUUUCCGUUGCCCUCCCCACCGACGACUCCGCUUCUUCCUCUUCUUCAGCAACCGCCUCCACCGCUACCGCCUUAACAGCUGCAGCCUCAACUGCAAAAACAACCAACUCUGAUGAUGAUGACUCGGCUCGACUCGCCGCCAUUAACUCGCUCCACCGCGCGAUUCUCUUCCCUCCUAACUCGCUCCUCAUUGCUCAUUCUGCUUCUUUCCUAUGUCAGGGUUUCUCUCAGCUCCUCUCUGAUAAGUCAUAUUCCGUGAGGCAGGCUGCAGCUACUGCAUAUGGGGCUCUUUGUGCUGUGCUGUGCUCAAUUCUUAUUGGAUCAAAUGGAAGGCAGAACCACGUUAUGCUUGGAAGCCUGGUUGAUAGGUUCAUUGGCUGGGCUUUGCCAUUGCUUAGCAAUGUCAAUGUCAGUGCUGGUGAUGGGACCACAGAACUGGCAGUGGAAGGCCUACGAGAGUUUCUUAGUGUUGGAGAUGUUGUGGGGAUUGAGAGAUAUGCUUCACCGAUCCUCAAAGCAUGCCAAGAACUUCUGGAGGAUGAGAGAACCUCCUUGAGUUUAUUGCACCGGCUUCUAGGUGUUAUAUCUUUGGUUUCUUUGAAGUUCUCCAGAAUUUUCCAACCUCAUUUUCUUGAUAUUGUAGAUGUGCUUCUUGGCUGGGUAUUGAUUCCGGAUCUUGCAGAAUCAGAUAGGCGAAGUAUCUUGGAUAGUUUCCUGCAAUUCCAGAAACAUUGGGUGGGAAAUUUGCAAUUCUCUCUGGGAUUGUUGUCAAAGUUCUUGGGUGACAUGGAUGUAUUACUGCAGGAUGGCAGUCAUGGAACCCUGCCCCAAUUUCGAAGAUUGCUUGCAUUGCUUUCUUGUUUUUCAACAGUGUUGCAGUCCACUGCUUCCGGAUUGCUGGAAAUGAAUUUACUUGAACAAAUUAGUGAAUCUCUCAGCAAAAUGCUUCCUCGGUUGUUGGGAUGCUUAUCUUUGGUCGGAAAGAAGUUUGGGUGGUCAAAAUGGAUUGGGGACUCAUGGAAGUGUUUGACUCUAUUGGCAGAAAUAUUAUGUGAAAGAUUUUCUACUUUCUAUCCUUUGGCAGUUGAUAUAUUGUUUCAAAGCCUGGAAAUGAGUAGCACCACCCAGAUUCGAGCUGACAAGAUUACCUCCUUUCAAGUUCAUGGUGUUUUAAAGACUAACCUUCAGUUAUUAUCUCUGCAAAAACUUGGCCUCCUUCCAUCAUCAGUGCAGAAAAUAAUCCAGUUUGAUGCACCAAUAUCUCAGCAGCGUUUGCAUCCGAAUCAUUUGGUGGCUGGAAGCUCUGCUGCAACUUAUGUUUUCUUGCUCCAGCACGGGAAUGAUGAAGUUGUUCAACAGGCAAUGACAAUGUUGAUUGAAGAGCUGGAUCUGUUGAAGGACAUGUUAAAAAGAAUUUCGGAUAUUGGGGAUGAGGUUAAGGGUGUUGCAGGUUCUAAAUCCUAUUCAAGAGUUGAGUUGUGUGCUUUUAUGAAAUUUGAUUUGAAAGUUCUAUUAACUUGUGUUUCCUUGGGUGGGAUAAACAAUUUGAUAAGUCAACCAGACAUGGGUGCUAUUUAUCUGAGGAGGUCGGAAAGGUUGACAUCUUAUAUUGCUGAAAAAUUGGAUCCUUUUGAUAUACCAGUUCAGGCCUAUGUGGAGUUGCAAGUCAAUGUUAUCAAAACAAUGGACAGGCUAAGUGCAGUUGAGUUCUUGAGCAAGUGCUGCAUAAGAAAUCAGACUAGCAAGAAAGCUUCUGUAGAUGUUGAUGUUGAAAAAGCUCAUGACAGUUUCAGGGUUGUAUGUUCUAAAGUUAUUAUGGAGCAUCUGAGAAAAUACACUGUGAUACUUGUCAAAGCUCUACAUUUUCUUUCUCCGCUUGCAGUUAAGGUAGUAGCCUUGGAAUGGAUCCAAAGAUUCUCCGAGAAUCUUAUUCUUAUUUAUGAGAAUUCAAAUGUGAAUAGUUUUUUUAAUUCAUCAUUUGGAUACAUUGGAUCUAUUGGAAGUAUUCUUUUCUCAGUACUUGAUGCUGCAGUUGACAGGGAACCAAAGGUGAGGUUAUCUGGGGCUUCAGUUUUGGAGCUUCUUUUGCAAGGCAGGCUUGUAGAUCCCAUGUUUUUUUAUCCCAUAGCUGGAGUUGUCUUAGAAAAACUUGGUGAUCCGGAUGCUGAAGUAAAAAAUGCAUUUGUUAGACUGCUUUCCCAUGUCAUACCUAUGACAAUUUAUGUGUGUGGUUUACAUGAUCAUGGAACAUUGAUAAAAUCCAGGCCCAAUGCACUUACCCUUGGUAACAGUUCUAAUUUGCACUGGAAGCAAGUAUUUUCCCUGAAACAGCUGCGAAAGCAACUUCAUUCACAGCAACUUGUUUCCAUUUUGAGUUAUAUAUCCCAAAGAUGGAAAGUCCCGCUUUCUUCUUGGAUCCAACGGCUCAUUCAUAGCCGUCAAAGUCCAAGGGACCUUGUUCUAGGUCAACCUGAGGAAACACAAAAAUUUGGUACCAAUGUUUUAUGGUUGGACAUAAAAGUGGAUGAAGAUAUUCUGGAAAGAAUUUGCUCUGUUAAUAAUUUGGCUGGUGCUUGGUGGGCUAUCCAUGAAGCAGCUAGAUAUUGUAUUACAACACGGCUCCGAACUAACCUCGGUGGGCCCACCCAAACGUUUGCAGCUUUUGAAGGAAUGCUUGUGGAAAUUGCACAUGUAUUACAGCUUGAAAUUGAGCAAAAUGAUGGAAAUCUGAGUAUAAUAGGAUCUUCUGGUGCUCAUUUGCUACCAAUGAGGUUGCUACUGGAUUUUGUUGAGGCCCUAAAGAAGAAUGUAUACAAUGCAUAUGAAGGGUCUGCUACUUUACCAUCUUCUUCACGCCAGAGUACCUUGUUCUUUCGUUCAAACAGGAAGGUCUGUGAGGAGUGGUUUUCUCGUAUAUGUGAGCCAAUGAUGAAUGCCGGAUUAGCACUACAAUGUCAUGAUGCUACAAUUCAAUAUUGUAGUGUGCGUUUGCAGGAGCUAAAGAAUCUUUGGGCUUCAUCUUUGAAGGACAAAUCUAGACCACAGAUGUCUGAGAAUCUUCAUAAGACCAGGGAUAAAUUUUCUGGAGACAUUUUGAGAGUUCUACGACACAUGGCAUUAGCUCUGUGUAAGAAUCAUGAACCAGAGGCAUUGGUUGGUUUACGACAAUGGGCUUCAAUGACAUUUUCUUCGUUGCUAGUGGAUGAGAACCAAUCCUUGAGUCAUAGUGGAAUAUUGGGUCCUUUUGCCUGGAUCACUGGUCUGGUAUAUCAGUCAGAAGGCCAGUAUGAAAUAGCUGCUGCUCACUUCACUCACUUAUUACAAAAUGAGGAGUCACUCAGCUCUAUGGGUUCUGAUGGUGUGCAGUUUGCUAUUUCACGUGUUAUUGAGAGUUAUACUGCUGUAUCGGAUUGGAGAUCUCUAGAAUCUUGGUUAAUAGAGUUGCAAACUCUUCGUUCUAAACAUGCUGGAAGGAGUUAUUCUGGUGCUUUAACUACAGCUGGCAAUGAAAUCAAUGCAAUUCAUGCAUUGGCACGCUUUGACGAGGGUGAUUAUCAGGCAGCUUGGGCUUUCCUUGAUUUGACUCCUAAAAGCAGCUCUGAACUCACACUUGAUCCUAAACUGGCCUUGCAGAGAAGUGAACAGAUGCUUUUACAGGCAAUGCUGCUUCAUCUUGAGGGGAAGGCAGAUAAGGUGCCACAUGAAAUACACAAAGCCAAGUCCAUGCUGGAGGAAAUAUUGUCUGUUUUGCCACUUGAUUCUUUAACAGAAGCAGUGCCUCUUGCUACUCAAUUACACUGCAUCUCUGUCUUUGAAGAAUGUCACAAGCUUAAGGGCAAUCUUGUGAAACCUAAGCAACAGCAAUCAAUAUUAAGUUCUUAUGUUGAGUCGAUGCAAUCUGUUAUGAAUAGAGUUCACCAAGACUGUAAUCCAUGGUUAAAAGUUCUUCGGGUUUAUCAAAUCAAUUUUCCAGCUUCUCCAUUCACUUUAAAGCUCUGCAUGAAUUUAUCAAGUUUAGCUCGUAAACAGGGAAACCUAAUGUUGGCAAGUCGUUUAAACAACUAUCUCAGAGGUCAUGUAUUGGGUUCCUUUGAGCGAAGACAUGGUGAUUUCUUAUUGUCAAAUUUGCAAUAUGAGGAGUUCCUGCUCAUGUAUGCGGAGAACAAGUUUGAAGAUGCUUUUGCAAAUAUUUGGUCAUUCAUCUCUUCUUGCAUGGUUUCCCCUGCAUCCAUAGUUUCUGAUUCAGAUGAUAAUAUUUUGAAGGCCAAAGCAUGCUUGAAACUGGCAGAUUGGUUGAGAAGGGAUUAUCAGGAUCUGGAUUUGGAAAAUAUUGUCCACAAGAUGCAAGUGGAUUUUAAUGUUGAUGAUAAAUCUUUGAUCAGCAGAGAUGGUCCAUAUUUCAAUGAUGAGAACUUCAAUUCUAAAUCGAGUCUGGGGAUUAUUGUUGAGGAAAUUGUAGGCACUGCUACAAAAUUGUCAACACAACUUUGCUCCAGAAUGGGAAAAUCAUGGAUUUCUUAUGCAUCUUGGUGUUUCAGUCAGGCUAGAGAUUCUCUCUUUACUCCAGGUGAAAAUGUGCUCCGCUCAUACUCUUUCUCUUCUCUACUUCUUCCAGAAGUUCUGUCUGAAAGAUUUAAGUUGACUGAAGAUGAGAGAACCCAAGUGCAGUAUGUGGUGUUGAAUCUUUUUCAGAAGGAGGGAGAUCCUUUCAAUGGUGGGGGAGGAGAGAGGAAACUUUGGCUUAAUUCUAUGCAACAUUUAAGAAAUAAUAACCCCUUGGAGAUUGUGGUAGAUGAAGCAGUGGAUAUAAUUGAAGCUGCUGCUGGGGCACCUGGUGCAGAAAAAUCCAAUGGUGAGUCUCUUUCUGUUGCUCUAGCAUCUCAGCUGCAAACCUUCCUAUGUGCAAAAGCUAGCCUCCAAGAAACAGAUAUCUCCUCCGCUGUUGAUGAGUUGGUUACUAUUUGGUGGUCUUUGAGGAGAAGACGAGUGUCCCUCUUUGGGUAUGCAGCUCAUGGUUUCAUGCAAUACUUGACAUAUUCAUCUUUAAGGUUCUCUGAUUGUCAGUUGCCUGGCUCUUGGUGUGAUUCGCUGAAACAAAACACUGGCAGCUACAUUUUGAGGGCUACAUUGUAUGUGCUACACAUCUUCCUCAAUUAUGGAGUUGAGUUGAAAGAUACAAUCGAACCUGCUCUUUCAACAAUUCCCUUGUUUCCUUGGCAGGAAGUCACUCCUCAGUUGUUUGCUCGUUUAAGUUCUCACCCUGAGCCACUUGUUCGUAAGCAAUUGGAGGGCUUGCUAAUGAUGCUGGCUAAGCAAUCUCCUUGGUCCAUAGUGUACCCAACACUAGUUGAUGUAAAUGCUAAUGAUGAUAAGCCUUCAGAAGAGCUUCAACACAUUCUUGGUUGCUUGAAAGAGUUGUACCCAAGAUUAGUUCAGGAUGUCCAACUAAUGAUAAAUGAACUGGGAAAUGUUACUGUUCUUUGGGAGGAACUGUGGCUCAGCACACUUCAAGAUCUUCAUGCGGAUGUUAUGAGACGCAUAAAUGUGCUGAAAGGGGAAGCUACACGAAUUGCAGAGAAUGCCACUCUAAGUCAGAGUGAGAAGAAUAAGAUAAAUGCUGCUAAAUACUCAGCCAUGAUGGCACCCAUUGUGGUUGCUUUAGAACGCCGUCUGGCUUCAACUUCUCGAAGACCUGAAACUCCUCAUGAAGUAUGGUUCCACGAGGAAUACAGAGAAAAAUUAAAGUCAGCCAUUUUGGCAUUUAAGACUCCUCCAGCUUCAGCUGCUGCACUUGGAGAAAUGUGGCGACCAUUUGAUGAUAUUGCUGCAUCAUUAGCUUCCUAUCAGAGGAAGUCGUCAAUAUUAUUAGGGGAAGUUGCGCCCCAGCUGGCCUCAUUGUCAUCUUCUGAUGUUCCAAUGCCUGGUCUUGAGAUGCAAGUCACAGUUGCUGAAUCUGACAGAGAUUUGACUACAACUCUUCAGGGAAUGGUUGCAAUUGCUUCUUUUUCUGAGCAAGUGACUAUUUUGUCAACCAAGACAAAACCUAAGAAGCUUGUUAUACAUGGUUCAGAUGGUCAAAAGUACACUUAUCUAUUGAAAGGGCGAGAAGAUUUGCGACUUGAUGCCAGAAUCAUGCAGCUUCUGCAAGCUAUUAAUGGUAUAAUGCAUUCAUCAUCUGCAGCUCGUAAGCAUUUGCUGGCUAUACGGUAUUAUUCUGUGACUCCAAUCAGUGGUCAGGCAGGUCUUAUCCAGUGGGUGGACAAUGUUAUAAGCAUAUACAGUGUCUUUAAGUCCUGGCAAAACCGCCUGCAGCUAGCCCAAUUCUCAGCAAUGGGUCCAGGCACUGCAAAAAAUUCUGUUCCUCCGCCUGUUCCUCGACCAAGUGAUAUGUUCUAUGGUAAAAUUAUACCUGCACUUAAAGAGAAAGGCAUAAGGAGGGUAAUUUCACGAAGAGACUGGCCUCAUGACGUCAAGCGUAAAGUUCUUCUGGAUUUAAUGAAGGAGGUUCCUAGACAGCUGCUACACCAAGAACUUUGGUGUGCUAGUGAAGGGUUCAAAGCCUUCAGCUUAAAAUUGAGGAGGUAUUCUGGGAGUGUUGCAGCCAUGAGUAUUGUGGGCCACAUUCUUGGUCUAGGAGAUAGACAUUUGGAUAACAUUCUGGUGGAUUUUUGCAGUGGGGAUAUUGUGCAUAUUGAUUACAAUAUUUGCUUUGAUAAGGGGCAAAGACUAAAGAUUCCCGAAAUUGUUCCAUUCCGUCUGACUCAGAUGAUUGAAGCUGCUUUAGGAUUGACUGGAGUAGAGGGUACCUUCAGAGCAAACUGUGAGGCAGUUGUUGACGUUCUAAGGAAAAAUAAGGACAUAAUCUUGAUGUUACUGGAGGUCUUCGUUUGGGAUCCACUUGUGGAAUGGACCCGAGGCGAUUUUCACGAUGAUGCAGCAAUUGGCGGUGAAGAAAGAAAGGGCAUGGAGUUGGCAGUUAGCUUGAGUUUAUUUGCAUCUCGGGUGCAAGAAAUCCGUGUUCCCUUGCAGGAACAUCAUGAUCUCUUACUGGCUACCUUACCUGCUGUUGAAUCUGCCCUUGAGAGGUUUUCUGAUGUUCUAGACCAAUACGAGCUUGCCUCGGCUCUUUUCUAUCGAGCUGACCAAGAGAGAUCCAGUCUUAUCCUUCACGAGACAUCUGUGAAGUCAAUUGUGGCUGAAGCAACUUGUAAUUCAGAGAAAACCCGUGCAUCAUUUGAAAUUCAGGCUCGAGAAUUUGCUCAGGCAAAGGCUCUGGUAGUUGAGAAGGCUCAAGAAGCUACAACAUGGAUGGAACAGCAUGGGAGGAUACUUGAUGCUUUACGGAGCAAUUUACUUCCAGAAGUAAAUACUUGCCUAAAGCUGACUAGUAUGAUUGAUGCCUUGUCUCUUACAUCAGCUGUUCAGGUCGCAGGAGUUCCUUUGACCAUAGUUCCUGAGCCCACACAAGCACAAUGCCAGGACAUAGAUAGGGAAGUUUCUCAACUCAUAUCUGAGCUGGAUCAAGGACUCUCAUCUGCCCUAGCUGGAAUUCAAGUGUAUUCUGUGUGUUUACGAAGAAUCCUGCCUCUAAACUACUUUACAACUAGUGCAGUACAUGGCUGGACACAAGUAUUGCAACUGUCUGCAAAUGCCCUAUCCUCUGAUGUUCUCUCUCUUGCUAGAAGACAGGCUGCUGAGCUUAUUUCCAAAGUACAAGGAGAUAAUCUUGAUUCUGUCAAACAUAGUCAUGGUGAUCUUAGUCUUAAACUGGAGAAAUAUGCAAUUGAGAUGGAGAAAGUUGAAGCAGAGAGUGCUGAGCUGGAGAGUUCUAUAGGCUUGGAGACUGAAUCAAAAGUUAAGGACCGUCUUCUGUCUGCUUUUGUUAAAUACAUGCAGUCUUCUGGGCUUGUAAAGAAAGAAGACGCUGGUUCUUUUAACCAAUCAGGACAAUUAAAACAUGAUAUGACCAGGGAUGCUAAGUUGUCAGGGGAGCAAGAAGACAAGAAGGAGAAGGUGCUAUCUGUUUUAAAUGUAGCUGUAAGUUCCUUGUACAAUGAGGUUAGGCAUAGGGUUCUAGACAUAUUUAGUAAUUCUGCUGGAGGAAGAAUUGAAAGUGAUAGGUUUGGUACUAGUUUCUCGGAGUUUGAAGAGCAAGUAGAGAAGUGCAUACUUGUAGUUGGGUUUGUUGGUGAGCUGCAGCAAUUUAUUGGCUGGGACGUAGCCAGUGUGGAUACUGAAAUAGGCCACACCAAAAAUUAUCCUGAAAAAAACUGGGCCUCCAUAUUUAAGACCUUUUUGCUUUCCUGCAAGAGUUUAAUUGGGCAAAUGACUGAAGUUGUUCUACUGGAUGUGAUGAGAUCUGCUGUUUCAUUGAAUUCAGAAAUUAUGGAUGCAUUUGGAUUGAUCUCACAAAUCCGGGGGUCCAUUGACACAGCAUUGGAGCAGCUAUUGGAGGUUGAAUUGGAGAGGGCAUCCUUGGUUGAACUUGAAAAGAACUACUUUGUUAAGGUUGGUCUCAUCACAGAGCAACAGUUGGCUCUCGAGGAAGCUGCAAUGAAAGGUAGGGAUCAUCUCUCUUGGGAAGAGGCAGAAGAGCUUGCCUCCCAAGAAGAAGCUUGUAGGGCGCAGCUGGACCAACUCCAUCAAACAUGGAAUGAGAGGGAGAUGCGUACAUCUUCUCUCAUAAAGAGAGAAGCAGAGAUUAAAAACGUCCUGAUUUCUUCUGAAUGCCAUUUUCAAUCAUUGAUUAGUACCGAAGAGACAGGAGAGUCACAUGUAUUAGGAAGUAAAGCGCUGUUGUCUUUACUAGUUAGGCCCUUCUCUGAAUUGGAAUCUCUGGAUAAAUCAUUGACAAAUUUUGGUGGUUCUAUUACUUCUCGUUCAAAUGAGUUUUCUAAUUUAGCAGAUAUUGCAAGUUCAGGAUACUCGGUAUCUGAAUAUAUCUGGAAAUUUGGUGGCAUAUUGAACAGCCAAUCAUUUUUUAUUUGGAAAGUAUGUGUUGUGGAUUCUUUUCUUGAUUCAUGCAUACAUGAUGUUGCUUCAUCUGUGGACCAAAAUUUAGGAUUUGACCAGCUCUUCAAUGUUGUAAAGAAAAAGCUUGGAGCUCAACUUCAAGGGCAUAUUGGUCGUUACCUGAAGGAACGAGUUGCUUCUACUUUCUUAGCUUGGUUGGACAGAGAAAAUGAGCAUUUGAAGCUAUUGACAGAGACAACAAAGGAACUUUCUAUGGACCAACUGAAAAAAGAUGUCGGAGCUGUCAGGAAGGUCCAGCUCAUGCUUGAGGAGUACUGCAAUGCUCAUGAAACUGCAAGAGCAGUGAGAUCAGCAGCUUCCAUCAUGAAAAAACAGGUAAAUGAACUCAAAGAGGCUCUUCACAAGACUGGCCUAGAGAUUGUCCAAUUAGAAUGGAUGCAUGAUGCAUUAAUCCCUUCACAGAAGAGUAGGGCCACAUUUCAAAAGUUUCUUGCUAUCGAGGAUAAACUAUAUCCUAUCAUCUUAAACCUCAGCAGAUCUAACUUGCUGGAAGGUAUACAAUCUGCUGUAAAAAAAAUGGCUAGGUCUAUGGAUUGUUUGCAAGCUUGUGAAAGAAAUUCCAUUGUGGCAGAAGGGCAGCUUGAGAGAGCAAUGGGAUGGGCUUGUGGUGGUCCAACUUCAAGCAUGACUGGAAAUCUGUCUAAUAAAACUUCAGGAAUUCCUCCUGAGUUUCAUGACCAUCUGAUGAGGCGACAAAAAUUGCUAUGGGAAGCUAGAGAAAAGGCAUCAGAUAUUGUCAAAAUUUGCAUGUCAAUAUUAGAAUUUGAAGCAUCAAGAGAUGGGGUCUUUCAAAUCGCUGGAGAGAUUUAUCCUAUGAUGACUGGAGGUGAUAGCAGGACCUGGCAGCAAGCUUACCUGAAUGCAUUAACAAAAUUGGAGGUUACAUACCAUUCUUUUACACGCACUGAGCAAGAAUGGAAGCUUGCGCAAAGCAGUAUGGAAGCUGCAUCCAGUGGCUUGUAUUCUGCAACUAACGAACUAUGCAUUGCAUCUCUUAAAGCAAAGUCAGCUUCAGGUGAUUUGCAGAGCACUGUUCUUGCAAUGAGGGAUUGUGCAUAUGAAGCUAGUGUUGCUCUAUCUGCUUUUGGCCGUGUAUCAACGGGCCAAACUGCUUUGACUUCUGAAUCUGGCACCAUGCUUGAUGAGGUCCUCGCAAUAACUGAAGACCUGCAUGAUGUUCAUUCAUUGGGAAAGGAGGCUGCUGCAGUACACCAUUCUCUUAUGGAGGAUCUUUCAAAGGCAAAUGCAGUCCUUCUUCCACUUGAAUCAGUAUUGUCUAAGGAUGUGACUGCCAUGACAGAUGCAAUGACUAGGGAAAGAGAGACCAAGAUGGAAGUAUCUCCAAUUCAUGGACAAGCCAUAUACCAAUCUUAUCGUUUGCGAAUUAGGGAGGCUAUUCAGAUAUUUAAGCCUCUGGUACCAUCAUUGACAUUUUCUGUGAAGGGACUAUAUUUGAUACUGAUGAAGCUUGCACGAACUGCAAGUCUUCAUGCCGGCAAUCUCCAUAAAGCUCUUGAAGGACUAGCUGAAAGCCAGGAUUUAAAAUCACAGGGAAUUAAUUUGUCAAGGGAAGAUCUUGACAGUGGUCCUAAUGAAUUUAAUGAAAAGGGAAGUGAUAGACUCUCUACUUCUGAUGGUGGAAGCACUAAAGAUUUCCAUAGUGAUACUGGACUCUCUUUGCAAGAUAAAGGAUGGAUUUCUCCACCAGAUAGCAUAUGCAGUGGCAGCUCAGAAUCUGGAAUUACCUCUACUGAAGCAAGUAUUUUGGAUGGCUCCAGUGAUCUGGCUGAAAUAAUAGGACAAUGUUCAAAUAGGUCUAGUAGCAGGGUUGUGACGGACUAUCUUAAUUCUGCUCCAUCAUCUCAAAAUCAUUACCAGGAACUUUCGCAAUCUGGUCAGUCAGUAUCCAAAUGCGAGGAGGUCAACAAUAGUGAUAAUGGUUCUGUUAUAGAAGUUAGUGAGUUAACUGAAUGCCAGAAAUCUGUGGCAUUACCAAGUGGUGAAGAAGUAACUGAUAAUGUUGCUUCUUUGCGACCUCUGAAUGAGGACAACUCCAAACUGAAAUUUGAUGGUAAAGAUGAUGGCUUGUCAUCAUUAAGCAAAGUUAAGAUGGAAGAUGAAAAUCUUGAAGCUCCUCAUCCUAAUUCUUACACUGGUAAUCGAGUGGCCAGAGGUAAAAAUGCAUAUGCUAUGUCAGUGCUAAGGCGAGUUGAAAUGAAAAUAGAUGGUCGAGAUGUUGCUGAAAACAGGGAAAUUAGUGUUGCAGAGCAAGUAGAUUAUCUAAUUAAGCAAGCAAUGAGUGUAGAUAAUCUUUGCAACAUGUAUGAAGGUUGGACACCUUGGAUUUGAACUUGUGAAGUCUGUGCUUUCUGAUCCUGAAUUCUGUGCAAAAAUGUCCGAGCUUGGAGCAUGCUGCAACACAUAUGACGAGGAAUGAUUAGACUCUGGUCUAGAACAUUUUCCUAUCAAGCUUCUGGACGUAUUGCCUGAUAGCCCCAUCCAUCUGGUUUCAUGACGAAGAGAUUCUAUAGCUGUCUUUUUUGAGAAAUUGCAGUCAAUUAGUCAUGAGGAGCUCUUCAAGAGGUGCUAUCCUAGUGUUCUGGAUUCGAACAAUGCCUUCCCUGACUAGGACUCGGAGAUUCUGUUGCACAGGGCAUACACCAAGUCUGCAUGAGGUGUUUCAUCUUAACCAUGCAGCAGCUUGUGCAUUAUAGGCAGGCAACUUACCGGACUUUCAAAUUCAACGACCUUCAUUUUACCCUGUGAAGAUGUGACAAUCUGGCCAUCUGUUUCCAAGAUGAGUUUUCGACGUUGAUGGCAACAAGUGAAUACAGAAUUACAUGCAUUCAAGAGGAAUAUCAGUUGUAAUUCAUUCUUGGACUCGGUGCAGCUGUCAGAUUAAUCGGCAUUGAAGUAAUGCUUCCACUGAGGCAGUCAUCAUGCAACUCAAGACCUCCAACAUCCCAAUUGUAUUGGGUGUUCACCAAUGGAUCUGCGUACCAUAUUUAUUCUUGUUUCUGAUUCAUGCUGUUGUAUGACAACCCUAGCUUUUAGCCCUUACCAAUGUGGAGUUAUCUUUAAUUGUCUUUUUUUUUCUCCCCCAUUAUUUCAUUUGCUUUCGGCUCUC
Molecule: messenger RNA, 12358 nt
Organism: Manihot esculenta (cassava)
Lineage: Eukaryota; Viridiplantae; Streptophyta; Magnoliopsida; Malpighiales; Euphorbiaceae
Exons: 15
Coding region: 154-11580 (3808 amino acids)
Biological process (GO): nuclear-transcribed mRNA catabolic process, nonsense-mediated decay; phosphorylation
Cellular component (GO): nucleus
Molecular function (GO): protein serine/threonine kinase activity; protein binding
Source: RefSeq, a predicted model, not a curated record